Paramormyrops kingsleyae is the source of this 2296-nucleotide messenger RNA. It is a transcript of the gene srp54, whose product is annotated as signal recognition particle 54. Lineage: Eukaryota; Metazoa; Chordata; Actinopteri; Osteoglossiformes; Mormyridae. Gene Ontology annotation, molecular function: 7S RNA binding; endoplasmic reticulum signal sequence receptor activity; GTP binding. Gene Ontology annotation, biological process: SRP-dependent cotranslational protein targeting to membrane, translocation; SRP-dependent cotranslational protein targeting to membrane. The record is from RefSeq and is a predicted model, not a curated record. Gene Ontology annotation, cellular component: signal recognition particle, endoplasmic reticulum targeting; cytosol.
UUUUUUGUGGUUUACAUACAGCUUUCAGAAAUAUUCCUUAUUUAGCCGUUAGUCGUAUGAGGAUGAUUGACGAGCCAUUUUCUGUGUUUUGAAAAUAAUCUACGUUCUUUGGAUAUUAGGGCCUUGGAUAGGUUUCAGGUUGGUGGACGUCACUGUUGUAGAUAGUUAAGUUUUCUGCUUCUGAAAUCUCCUCGCAACUGUACCCUGUAUGGCCUGAUACAGGAGAUUUCAUCUGAAUUUGAAACGUAGCCGAAAAGGUCUUCUUUUACGUACACUAAUUCUUUACAAUUUAUAGUUACAGGUGCUACCAAGGUAGUUAAAAUGGUUUUGGCCGAUUUGGGAAGGAAAAUAACUUUGGCGUUGCGCUCACUGAGCAACGCCACUAUCAUAAAUGAAGAGGUUUUAAAUGCUAUGCUGAAAGAGGUGUGUGCUGCCCUUCUGGAAGCUGAUGUUAACAUCAAACUGGUAAAGCAGCUCAGGGAAAAUGUCAAGGCAGCCAUUGACCUGGAGGAGAUGGCCUCCGGUUUGAACAAGAGGCGGAUGAUUCAGCAUGCAGUUUUCAAAGAGCUUGUCAAGCUGGUGGACCCAGGAGUCAAGGCAUGGACUCCAACAAAAGGGAAAAAUAACGUCAUCAUGUUUGUGGGACUUCAAGGCAGCGGGAAAACCACCACAUGCUCAAAGCUGGCCUACUACUACCAAAGAAAAGGUUGGAAGACCUGUUUGAUAUGUGCUGAUACAUUCAGAGCUGGUGCUUUUGAUCAACUGAAGCAAAAUGCUACCAAAGCCAGAAUUCCUUUCUAUGGAAGUUAUACUGAAAUGGACCCUGUUGUCAUUGCUGCUGAGGGUGUUGAAAAAUUCAAGACAGAGAACUUUGAAAUAAUUAUUGUGGACACGAGCGGUCGACACAAACAGGAGGAUUCUCUCUUUGAGGAGAUGCUUCAGGUUUCCAAUGCAGUGCAACCCGACAACAUUGUAUACGUCAUGGAUGCCUCUAUUGGCCAGGCUUGCGAAGCCCAAGCAAAGGCCUUCAAAGACAAAGUCGAUGUGGCGUCUGUGAUUGUGACUAAGCUGGAUGGGCAUGCCAAAGGUGGCGGUGCUCUUAGUGCGGUGGCUGCAACUAAAAGUCCCAUCAUCUUCAUCGGUACUGGCGAGCACAUCGAUGACUUUGAACCUUUCAAGACGCAGCCAUUCAUCAGCAAGUUGCUGGGUAUGGGAGACAUAGAGGGUUUGAUAGACAAGGUGAAUGAGCUGAAGUUGGAUGACAAUGAGGAGCUGAUUGACAAGCUGAAACAUGGUCAGUUCACGUUGAGAGACAUGUAUGAACAAUUUCAGAACAUCAUGAAAAUGGGGCCUUUUAGCCAGAUUAUGGGAAUGAUCCCCGGUUUUGGUACUGACUUCAUGAGCAAAGGCAAUGAGCAGGAAUCCAUGGCCAGGCUGAAGAAGCUCAUGACAAUCAUGGACAGCAUGAAUGACCAAGAACUGGACAACAAAGAUGGUGCCAAACUGUUCAGCAAGCAGCCCAGCCGGGUGCAGCGAGUGGCCCGGGGGUCCGGUGUGGCCACGCGUGACGUGCAGGAGCUGCUGACACAGUACACCAAGUUCGCCCAAAUGGUGAAGAAGAUGGGUGGCAUUAAGGGACUCUUCAAAGGAGGAGACAUGUCCAAGAAUGUCAACCCAUCUCAGAUGGCGAAGCUGAAUCAUCAGAUGGCCAAGAUGAUGGACCCCAGGGUUCUACACCACAUGGGUGGUAUGGCUGGCCUGCAGUCCAUGAUGAGGCAGUUUCAACAGGGGGCAGCUGGCAAUAUGAAAGGAAUGAUGGGAUUCAACAACAUGUGAACAUCAACCUUAAAUUUCACUUUAAAUAAAAUGUAGUGAGCAGCAAAUCAGUUGGUACCCAUUUUUAAAAGAUUGUUACCCCAUCUUUGUGAAUAUAUGCGCAAAGUAACCCAUUACCUUGCUAAUUACCUGCGAUUACUAUAGUAAUUGACAGAGGCAUUCAUGAAUGGGGUUUGAAGAUGGUUGACCAUGUUUUAAAAAUGAUCUCCCUUUGGCACAAUUACUGGACAGUAUAGACAGUGUAAAGCUAUCUAGUAUCUAAUGUGUGACAAGAUUUUGUCAUGACUUGUAUAAUAAAAUUUGUAUGGCAAAUUUUAAAGUUUACUUUUUCUCUCACGCCCUUUGGUGUGUUAUGAGCAGGGUCAUUAUUUAGGUGUUGACAGUUGUUGCACGGUGUGUUUGACAGGAACAGAAUGCUUGGAUGGUCGUUAAUGUUGUAAUAAAUAUGAUUAAUCAUAAA